CCAGUGCAAACAUCAAGUCAAAAUGACCAAAACAUCUUCAACUGGAAAUGGAAAGUGAGUUGUGUUCACUGGUUCAGUUAUAAAUGAGGACGUCAUCGUUCCAAACUCCAACUAAGUUAGCGGAGUAGUUAAAGUAUAGUUUCAAGAACUUGGCAGUCAUCGAAAACAAGUGCAAAAUUGAAACAUUAUUAUUUAAAAAGAGUUCCACCAAAGUAGUGAAGAAAUAAUUUUACCAUCAUGUCUGAGAAAACCGGCAAGAAAGUGAAGAGUUCAGAACCUUCGGCUAUUGGAAAGUUCUACCUUAUAGCUUACAAUGGUGUGCAAACUGCUGGGUGGUCAUAUCUUCUUUGGCAAACUCUAACUCAUUUUUUAAACCGUGGAACUCUGGACACUUUUUGGAAUGAAAUCAACUCUACAGUUGUCAUUUUUCAAACUGCUGCAGUUUUGGAGGUGCUGCAUGCAGCUAUUGGCCUAGUGCCGUCUGGAGUGUUUGUGACCCUCGCACAAGUAUAUUCCAGGGUGUUCCUGGUGUGGGGGGCUCUCCUUGCUACUCAGGGAGCCACCGUCAGCCCCGGGCUUCCAUUGUGCAUAUUAGCAUGGUCUAUUACAGAGAGCAUUCGCUAUGCAUACUAUGCUCUUAAUUUAGUUAAGGCGGUACCAUCGUGGCUCUUGACUCUGAGAUACUCAACCUUUUUGGUCCUGUAUCCAUUGGGCGUAACUGGAGAGCUACUCUGCAUGUACCAUUCAUUAGAUGAAAUCUUGGCGAACAAGAUAUGGACUGUAUCCAUGCCCAACUCCUGGAACUUUUCAUUUAACUACUACUAUUUCUUGCAAUUCUAUAUGUUCUUGUACUUGCCACUCUUCCCCGUUCUGUUUGGGCAUAUGAUGAGCCAGAGGAAAAAGAUGUUGAGCAAAGACAAAAAGACAAAGUAAUGUAAUAGUUCUGUUGGCAUUUUUAAAGCACUAUGUGCAAUGGGUGGAAGAUUUAAUCGAACUUGUCAUAUUGAUAGGCUUCAAUUAGAUUCUUAAUUUAUUUAUGUUUGUUAAGAGAUUUGUAAUUUGUUGCUGAGAUCUAAAAUACCUUUUAAGUAGUAAGUCAAUGAAUAUAGUUUUGGUGUGGUGUAUAAUAUACAAUGGCAUAUUAUAUUUCAUUAGUUAUUUUUUAAUGGGUUAUUGAAUAAUAAAUAUUUGCUUUAACACUGAA
Molecule: messenger RNA, 1204 nt
Organism: Plutella xylostella (diamondback moth)
Lineage: Eukaryota; Metazoa; Arthropoda; Insecta; Lepidoptera; Plutellidae
Gene: Hacd1
Product: 3-hydroxyacyl-CoA dehydratase 1
Biological process (GO): sphingolipid biosynthetic process; very long-chain fatty acid biosynthetic process; fatty acid elongation
Cellular component (GO): endoplasmic reticulum membrane
Molecular function (GO): 3-hydroxyacyl-CoA dehydratase activity
Source: RefSeq, a predicted model, not a curated record